AUGAGCCAAUCACAAGGAACUGCUGACGGUGGGCAGACAUUGACGGGAGCAGUAGAGCAAAAACCGACAAAUUUGAACGUUGGAAGCAAAGGUAGGAAUGGAAAUCUAUUAAUAGAUUUCGAGUUUGACUAUUUUGUUAGUAUGGGCUUUGGUUACUGGAGUUAUUCUACCAUAAGAGAAAGGAGAUGGCUUCUUGACCCUAUUGGGCCAGAGCAUACUGGACGAAAAUGUCUAGUGCUUGACUUGGAUGAGACACUAGUACACAGUUCCUUCAAGUUAAUUCAGCAAGCCGAUUUCGUAGUACCGGUAGAGAUUGAAAGUCAAAUACAUAACGUCUAUGUAAUAAAACGACCGGGCGUGGAUCAUUUUUUGAAGAAAAUGGGUGAAUUAUAUGAGAUAGUCGUAUUUACGGCCAGUUUAUCAAAAUAUGCGGACCCCGUACUCGAUAUGCUUGAUAUACAUAGAGUUGUUAAACAUCGUUUAUUUAGAGAAUCAUGUUAUAAUCAUAAAGGAAACUAUGUAAAGGACUUAUCUCAAAUCGGACGUGAGCUGAAGGAUACAAUCAUUAUCGACAAUUCUCCAGCAAGUUACUUCUUCCAUCCGACAAAUGCUGUUCCGAUAUCAUCAUGGUUUAAUGACCCUCACGAUACAGAAUUAUUAGACCUUAUACCGUUCUUGGAAGAUCUAACAACAGUUGAAGACGUAAUGAUGGUCCUAGAUUGUUCGAAUGAGGAGCCGCAAAGAGAAGAGAUUGAGGAGUAG
Molecule: messenger RNA, 762 nt
Organism: Paraglomus occultum
Lineage: Eukaryota; Fungi; Glomeromycota; Glomeromycetes; Paraglomerales; Paraglomeraceae
Source: the annotation of a GenBank genome assembly